Molecule: messenger RNA, 2595 nt
Organism: Stylophora pistillata
Lineage: Eukaryota; Metazoa; Cnidaria; Anthozoa; Scleractinia; Pocilloporidae
Source: RefSeq, a predicted model, not a curated record
GUACAGCACCAAUGUUUGCCAAAUUGACAAGAGUGAGAUAGGAAAUAAAAGCAAAAGGAACCUUCAAAAUCGAUAGUAUCAAUCUCCAUUUUCAUUAUCUUUCGUAAAGCGAGUAUAUUCCAGAAUGGUAAUGUACCCGUUGCACAAAUCUCAUAUCCUAUGAUAGGGUCAAGAUAAAAGGUAUCUGCUCCGCUUGUUCACAAUGCAAUUAUUGCUUACUUUGCAACAUAAAUAUCUGUCAUGAUGAAAAAGAAAAAGCAAUAAUAUAGAAUGCUCAGUGGCUAGUCUAACCAAUUACCCACUAUUAUUUAAGAGUGAUAGUUUAUUUCGCUACUUUUUCUCAUUGUUGAAUCGUCUUUCAAAGACCCUGACAGGGAACUCUUUGCCGUAUUUCUCAAUAUAUUAAUUUUUAUAUUCCACUUGAAAGAAUAGCCUUAUUCUUUUAGUGACGAUCGAUUUUGGAUCACUUUAUGUUCUUAUGAAAUGUUUAUCGACGCAUUAUCUUAAAAAUAAGGAAAGAUCUCGUUCGAUCGAGGCUAUUGCCUCCCUGUAGAGAGAGGGUAUUGGGUCAAUGUCUUUCACAUCCCUAAUUUGGGCGGGUAUUGCUUCCCUGACAGAAAACUCAUUGUUCAUGUAGGAGUUUCACUCAGCCGCAAUGCUGAUGCCGAAAGAGAUCCUGGUGGGGCGAAAACAAAAAUCAUACGUGGUAAAUUUAAAGUACCGUCUAAGAUGAAAUAGAUUUUCUCCGUGUCACAACUGAACCUUUUCCUUGAACUACAUUGUAUGAUUCAGUUAAACCCACCACAAAUUAUUUCUCUGCUAGGGCUGCUGAGGCAAGUUAUUCAGGAUCUUCAGCAGAUGCACCUCUUUGCAAGCAAGGUCAACAGCAACACUCACUUGACUGAAGAGUUAACGCAGAUUGCUUUAGAUAAGGGUUUCAGAAUUUCUGACAGUCAAGGAUCAGGAAACUGCAUGUUUCAUGCCUUGUUAGAACAACUAGAGUCGGUCAAAGGAAUCAAAAUGCAACAUGGCCAUUUGAGACAAUCUUUGGUUCAGUACCUCAGGGAAAACCCAAAGCUGACAGAUGGAACAGAUCUAUUUCACUUCGUCCAUGGCCAUGAAACAUGGGCUGAUUACCUAACAUACAUGGAACAAGAUGGCUCGUGGGGAGACCACCUCAUUCUCUGUGCAGCGGCAAAUAGCUUUAAAACGUGCAUUCAUGUGGUCAGCAGUCUACAAAAUGAAGUAGUCGUCAAGCCACAUCGUCCUGUUAACGAAAGCAAGCCACUUGUGCUGGGCCAUAUCCAUGAGGUACACUAUGUCAGCCUUCAACCCAUACAAGGCUGCAGUAAAGAUUCUCAGAAGUAAUGCUUACAAACAAGCAAAACCUUCCCGAAGAAACAGAACGCAAUAAGGAAAUAAGGAAAAACUGCGACGUUUGAGGAAUUCUUCGACGAAAUUCUAUUUUAGCUGAAAAAAUCAGCUUUAGAUGAAGCAAAGAUUCUUAGAAGUCACAGGUCCUUCAGUUUGGAUGAGCUUAAGUCAAUGAGUUGCCUUCAGGUUUUUGUGGUUUGACAGAAAUUAUGAUGUAGAGUAAUUCUAAACUGAGUGUAAAACUGAAGUAAUUCGAUAUUGCUUUUGUUUUCCUUUAUUUCGGUCUGUUUUGUCUAGAGACGCGUACAAUGUGCUAAACAAAUCAGACGCCGAACGAAAAUGAAUCGAGACUUGGUCGCCCACGUUUCCCCACAUUUUUGGUAGUUUGCUUGUCUUUGUUUUGAAACCUCGUUGACUAAUAAUUACGUAAUAUUUCGUUAAUAUUGGCUAAGGUAAUUACUUUGAUUCGUUUUUAGAAAUUUUCACGAAAACAACAGUUUUGUUUUUUAAAUUCUAACACUAUUUAGCUAAAAAGGAAACAGAGUAGUCAUUCCCCCACUUCCUUUCCCUCCAACCCUUUCUCCGCUGACCCUAUACUUGGAAAUACUUCGUUCCCGGGAAAUUUUACCUGUAAAUAUGUUAUGAUACAAAUAUGAUCCUAAUCAACCCCUCCCCAUGAGAAAUCAAGUACUCUGGAAGCAGCUGUUCUCUACAUUCCUUGUCAAGAAUAGAAAGUGACAGCAGAGGGUAUCAGUUCACUUAUUUUGUUUUAUAUGUACCUGAAAGUUUUAGCCUAAUUAUAGGGAUACAGCUAGUACAACCACAUCAAUUGAACUUUUCGAUGAUGAAAAGUUAUUUUCUUCAAAAUGCCUUCAAUACAGUUGUUGUAGUCUGGAAGAAUUUGCAGUUUAUUUCCUUUGAUAGAUAUUUUAGUAUUUAUCACCGUGAAUAAAUAACUUAUCCAUAGAUUUUUUCACAUUCCAGUAACACUCGUUAUGUUUUAAGUAAGGGAAUAGGGGUUAUGUCAAACAUAUUGCUAUAUGACCCAUUGGUAGGAUAAACCGAAUUAAACGUAGGACUUGCGUUGAAUAAGAAAAAAUUUAUUUUUUUUGCAAGGGAACUUCAGCAUCCUGAAACACUUAAGGUAACCGAUAACUUGACCUGUAAAAUCAUUAAACGGAUACCUCUCAAAGUAAAAUCAUGAUUAAAUUAUAAAACAGA